This is a messenger RNA of Cuscuta epithymum, 1844 nucleotides long. NCBI's taxonomy places the organism in Eukaryota, Viridiplantae, Streptophyta, Magnoliopsida, Solanales, Convolvulaceae. The record is from the annotation of a GenBank genome assembly.
UAUAAAUAUGGGUAGAGCCCCUCUCUUUUCCUUCAACUCUACCAAAAGCCGGACUUCAUUUUACACACCUAAAAACCCAAGAACAGAGGAUAGUAAGAAGAAAAGAAGAAAUGGUUAAGAAAGUUGUGGUACUGGCUGCCUUCUUCUUACAUCUAUGUUCCAACAUGAUUGUUAGAAGUGGCGCUGCAGGCUCCCUGGUUAAGUUUUUGCCCGGGUUCAACGGCUCGCUUCCCUUCGAACUUGAAUCCGGGUAUUUAGGUGUAGGGGAUUCUGAAGACGUACAACUCUUUUACUAUUUCAUCAAAUCAGAGUCUAAUCCCAAGUCUGAUCCCCUCUUGCUUUGGGUUAGCGGAGGACCCGGUUGCUCUUCCCUCUCCGGCCUACUAUUUGAGAUUGGACCUCUUAUGUUUGGACCUAAGAUUCCUGAGAAUAUUACUGAAACCGUGCCAACUUUGAUAUCACAACCUAACUCAUGGACGAAGGUGGCAAACAUUAUUUUCUUGGACAUGCCAGCGGGCACAGGAUUCUCUUACGCAAAAACUAAAGCAGAUCAACAAUCAACUACAAUUCAAGCUUGCCAACAAUCUUAUGAGUUUCUUCUUAAGUGGCUAGUUGAUCAUCCAGAGUUUGUUUCAAAUCCAUUCUAUAUGGGGGGUGACUCAUAUGCUGGCGCAUUUAUUCCUAUCAUUACUCAAAUCAUAUCAGAUGGGAAUGACAAGGGAAUAAACACCAAGAUCAAUCUCAAGGGAUAUGUACUUGGCAAUCCAUACACGGCGCCCGAUUAUGACAAUUACAAAGUCCCUUAUGCGCAUGGAAUGGGACUCAUUUCAGAUGAAUUUUUUGAGUCUUGGAAGAAGAGUUGUGAAGGGGAAAUAUAUGACAUUAUAAGGCCAGAUAACGUCAAGUGUUCUGAAGUCGUUCAAAGUUUUCAAACGAUGGUCUUCGGAAUCAAUCCACUACAUAUAUCAGAACCCCUCUGUAUGCCACCUCUUUUGAGGUCCCAGGAGGGGUUUGCCCACACAAGAAGACUUCUGGAAAAGUUUAACCACCUCACCGGCGCCACUGUUCCAUCAUCGAAAUUUUGUCGGUGGUUAGUGUAUAUUUUUGCUGAACUUUGGGCGAAUCAUGAGAGCGUUCAAGAGGCCCUCAAUGUAAAAAAGGGGUCUAUUGGACGGUGGGAACGAUGCAACCAUGAUUUGGAUUAUAAUGGAACAACAAUUGAUCUAAUUCCAUAUCAUCAAAAGCUCAGCGCUAGAGGCUAUAGAUCACUAAUUUACAGUGGGGAUCACGACUUUGUUAUUACCUUCAUUUCAACACAAGCAUGGAUACGAGCUCUAAACUAUUCUAUUAUUGAUGAGUGGAGGCCAUGGAUUGUUGAUAGGGAAGUUGCCGGGUUUACAAGAACAUACUCAAACAACAUGACAUUUGCAACAGUGAAGGGGGCAGGUCAUACAGCUGCUGAAUACAAACCUCAGGAAUGCCAAACAAUGAUGAAAAGAUGGUUUUCUUAUGAUCCACUAUGAUAAAUUUAUUAUUAUAAGCAAUGUAAUAAACGCAUUUGAAAUAUUUCAAAUUAGGACACUUUCGUGCCAAAGCCCCUCUUGGAGCUCAACUAGUGAUCUUCAAAGUAAGUUACAUUAAAGAGCUAUCAUGAAGUAUGACAUAGAUAAAUCAUUUUGAUUUUUCUUGUUUUCAGUAUAAUGUGUUACAACUUGUGAUGGAGUUCAUGACAAUAUAAUCAUUGUGUGCCUCAAAAUAAAAUCAACACUAGUACACGUAGUAUAGCGUAGUAAGGUUCAAUUUGUAUCCACGAGAAAAGGUAUUUCUUCUUUGUGAAAUUGCAC